AUGUGGACACAUAAUCAACAGGAGGACAUUGAAAAGGGAGAACUGUGGGAAGGAAAACACGCCCAACCUCAUUACACGCCAGGCUGUGGCAUGCAACGCCUGCUUGCUGAAAAAUGCUGUCAUGCGCAAAGGCUGCCUCACCCCCUUGGGCACUCGGGGACCAGCAUAAAAGCCGGCCCAGUGCCUCUCUCCCUCACACACUUCUCCUCUGCGGUUAACAAGGUGAGCCUGAUACGUCUUCCAGGGACCCUCCACACCACACACAUGGCCUGCUACGACCUCUGCCGCCCCUGCGGACCCACCCCGCUGGCUGACAGCUGCAACGAGCCCUGUGUCAGGCAGUGCGAGGACUCCCGCGUCGUCAUCCAGCCUCCCCCCGUGCUCGUCACCCUGCCAGGACCCAUCCUCAGCUCCUUCCCACAGAACACUGCCGUCGGAUCCUCCUCAUCCGCUGCCGUCGGCAACAUCCUCAGCUCCCAGGGAGUGCCUGUCUCCUCCGGAGGCUUCGGCUACGGCUAUGGCUUUGGAGGCCUGGGCUGCUUUGGUGGCAGAAGAGGCUGCUACCCCUGCUAA
Molecule: messenger RNA, 573 nt
Organism: Gavia stellata (red-throated loon)
Lineage: Eukaryota; Metazoa; Chordata; Aves; Gaviiformes; Gaviidae
Product: feather keratin 1-like
Exons: 2
Coding region: 1-573 (190 amino acids)
Cellular component (GO): intermediate filament
Molecular function (GO): structural constituent of cytoskeleton
Source: RefSeq, a predicted model, not a curated record